UGCACAGUUCGCUCCGCCCCUACGAGGGACCGCAAUGAUUUAGAAGUUCAGGAAUCCCACGUGACGUCACCAAAGGGUGAUGUAAUGCUUCUCUAAAUAGAUCGUAUUGUAAUCUUUCCUCAGUCCAACGUGGUUCCUUCAGAAAGUGUGCUGCAUCUUCUCCAGACUUCUGCGGUAUAUGAGGAGCCAGUGACAGUGAUGAACUCCGAGCAGGAAAGGCCGUUCGUGUGCAGCGCCCCGGGCUGCUCUCAGAGAUUCCCCACAGAGGAUCAUCUAAUGAUUCAUCGGCACAAGCACGAGAUGACCCUUAAAUUCCCCUCCAUCAAAAAUGACAACAUGCUGUCAGACCAGACACCAACCCCGACACGCUUCUUGAAGAACUGUGAGGAGGUGGGUCUCUUCAGCGAGCUGGACUGCUCCAUCGAACAGGAGUUUUGCAAGGCUCAGGAGGAGGAGGACAGCAAACAGAAUAUCACUCUUCAUGGGCAAGGGGGCCCUAACCAGCACCAGCAGACCCACUCAAGAAUGUCCAACCACGACAGCAGCAUAGUGAUCCAGCAGGCACUGCCUUCGCCCCAGUCCAGUUCUGUCAUCACUCAAGCCCCUUCCACCAACAGACAGAUUGGCUGUUUAGACUCUCAUUCUGAUGGCACCCAUUCACUGCAGAGGAUCCACUGGCCAGUUCCCGGUUCUCUUUCCUCGUUGUUGCACCUGAGGAACAGACAGCGGCAGCCACUACCGGCCUCCAUGCCUGGCACUUUGCCUGACCCGACUAUGCAAGGAUCGUCUGCUGUUCUGAUGCCUAUGGAGAGGCAAAUGUCUAUGGGUUCCAACAUGAUGGGCAUGCAAGGCCCCGCCCACAACAGCUCAUGCUCCUCCCCUCAUGUUCCAUCCAUGCACUCAGAAGCAAAGCUGAGACUGAAAGCUGCCCUUGCCCACCAUCCAGGGGGCAUGGCGAAUGGCAGCAUGAACUCCAUGGGUCACAUGAUGGAGAUGAUGCCAUCGCGGCAGGAUCAGGCCGCUCACCACCACCUGCACUCUCACCCUCACCAGCACAUGCAGGGCCCACCCCACGGAUACCCACACCAUGCCCACCACCACCCCAGCCAUGCACAGAGCGCCCAUCACCACCCACAAAGCCACGGGCACCACAACUCCCAUCCGCCCCACCUGCACCCUGCACACGGACAUCAGACCUCUCCACACCAAACCAUGCACUCUGCUGCUUCACAGUUAUCUCCAGCUGCGCAGCAAAUGCAGCCGACGCAGACCCUUCAGUCCCCACCACCCAGCGGAGGCCGCCGCAGGCGGGUCGUGGAUGAGGACCCCGACGAACGCAGAAGAAAGUUCCUGGAAAGGAAUCGCGCAGCCGCCACACGCUGCAGACAGAAGAGGAAAGUGUGGGUGAUGUCACUAGAAAAGAAAGCAGAGGAGCUCACCCAAACCAACAUGCAGUUGCAGAACGAGGUCACCAUGCUAAAGAACGAGGUGACACAACUGAAACAGCUUUUAUUGACACAUAAGGACUGUCCCAUCACCGCCAUGCAGAAAGAGUCUCAAGGUUACCUCAGAAUCAAGAAUCACAAAUGAGAUCUCUUUGCUAUCUGAGUUAUGUUUCCUAAACUACAAGUAUAUGGAUGGAUGGAUGGAUGGAUGGAUGGAUGGAUUGAUGGAUGGAUAGACAGACUUAUGGUUGGAUAAAUGGACAUGGAUGGAUGGAUGGAUGGAUGGACACAGACAUAUCAUGGGUGGAUGGAUGAAUGGAUGAAUGAACGAAUGGAUAGAUGGAUGGAUGGAUGAACAUAUGUUGGUUGGUUGGUUGGUUGGAUGCAUGGAUGGAUGAAGGACAGAUAGAUAGACAUAUGGAUGGAUAAAUGGAUUGAUGUGCAGAUAGAUGGAUGGAUGCAUGGAUCUACAAAUAGAGAGAUGGAUGGAUUGAAUGGAUGGAUGAACAUAUGGUUGGUUAGAUGCAUGGAUGAAUGAAGGACAGAUAGACAUAUGCACGGAUAAAUGGAUUGAUGGCAGAUGGAUGGAUAGAUGGAUGCAUGGAUCUACAAAUAGACGGACAGACGGAUGGAUAGAUGGAUGGAUGGAUGGAUGGAUGAACAUAUGGUUGGUUGGUUGGAUGGAUGGAUAAAGGACAGAUAGAUAUAUGGAUGGAUGGAUGGAUGGAUAGAUAAACAUGGUUGAUUGGAUGGAUGGAUGGAUGAAGGACAGAUAGACAUG
This is a messenger RNA of Labeo rohita (rohu), 2226 nucleotides long. It is a transcript of the gene creb5b, whose product is annotated as cAMP responsive element binding protein 5b. Gene Ontology annotation, biological process: regulation of transcription by RNA polymerase II. Gene Ontology annotation, molecular function: cAMP response element binding; DNA-binding transcription factor activity, RNA polymerase II-specific. Lineage: Eukaryota; Metazoa; Chordata; Actinopteri; Cypriniformes; Cyprinidae. Bases 199 to 1590 code for a protein of 463 amino acids. The transcript is spliced from 12 exons. The record is from RefSeq and is a predicted model, not a curated record.